Molecule: messenger RNA, 1848 nt
Organism: Pungitius pungitius (ninespine stickleback)
Lineage: Eukaryota; Metazoa; Chordata; Actinopteri; Perciformes; Gasterosteidae
Product: post-GPI attachment to proteins factor 2-like
Exons: 6
Coding region: 354-1118 (254 amino acids)
Biological process (GO): GPI anchor biosynthetic process
Cellular component (GO): Golgi membrane; endoplasmic reticulum membrane
Source: RefSeq, a predicted model, not a curated record
CCUCCGCUCGCUCUCUCUUCCGGGUACUGAUGCCUUUCAUGCUGUGACCGUGUUUUCCUCCCACUUUUUGUCGCCCAGGGAGCAGGAUGCUGGAUUCGCUGCCCUGCUGUCGUCCUUUGCGAGCAAUCAGGUGAAAUGUACCGAAUGGCAAAGGUGUCACGUGGAUGUGGGAUCCGCUGCACGACGCGCUGCUCUAUCUGAGGUGCUGCAUGCUAUUGUUGGCAUAUCAGAAUACCCGGAUCCAUCCUGCAGCGUGUUAUCACGAGUGUUGUUGUAAUAGCAUUGACACGCAUACGGGCGUGCCCUUGUGUGGCGGCAUUAGUUGGUAAACAGCAAACCUAUUCGAGACCAAGAUGCUACAGGGCUCCAGUAUCUUGGGGCACGAGAGGCCCCUGGUCAUCAGGCUAUCAUUCGGCGCCUGUGUUGGGUUUACUGUGUGCCUACCACUGAUUGGACUAAUAACCUGCAUCUUUAUAUCCUCUGUUUAUCAUUAUGACGACUCUACUGGUACACAUUGCCGGGUCCCUAAUUACUUGCCAUCCAUCAGUGCCUCAAUAAGCCUGAGCCCAGAGUGCCACAUAUGGCGGUUCUGUAUCGGACUGCACUCGGCUCCGAGGCUCCUGGUGGCAUUCACCUACUUCAAAUUUUACAAGGCACGGUUUGCCUCGAGGUUCCCGGAGAGUUCACUCGGUUGCUUCAGUCUGGCCUUUUCCGUUUGUGAAAACCUCGGCCUCAUGCUCCUCACGUAUGUGUCAUCGAAUGAAACGUACUUUGUACACAAGGAAGGCUUUGUGCUCUUCCUUGCCAGUUCCCUUUUCUACAUGGCGAUUACUUGCCGUUUAUGGAAGACUAUUAAGAAGAAUUCGUUGAGUCCUGAGGAUGCCAAGUCUCACUGUUGGAAAGUGCGCUUCUUACUUCUUAAUGUGUCCUUCUGUGGUUUGGCUGGAUUCUUCUAUUGGAAACACAACAUGUACUGCGAAUCAGGGAGUUACACUUUAUUUGCCCUGUUUGAGUACCUAGUGGUUGUCUCCAACAUGGCCUUCCAUCUCACAGCAGUGUGGGACUUUAAGAACCGGGAGGUCAUGGUGAUUUCGUCCUGCGAAGACAAAGACUUCUGACUAGAACCUCAAGCACCAAGUGCUGAAUGUAUAACCACACUUUUACCUGAUGGGAACAGCCUUAAUACUGCACAACUGGGAUGAGUGGGAUGAAGGCCCUCUCCACAUAUUUCCACGAGGCCAGACAAGCACAUGUGCCACUGUACAGGCAAUUCAGUGAUCCCCAAGUGCUUUUUUGCCUCAGUGUCUCAUUCACAGAUAACUUCACCUACACACAGUAGUACAUGUUAUGUAAUGUGAAAUCUCAACUUUUGUACAAAGCACAACAAGAUGUGGUCUUACUGUAUGUGUGCCAAAGUAAAGUGACAGUAAUUCAAAAACAACUAGAUGCUUGGUCUACUUAUUUCAAUACAGUCAGUGGUUGAAAUCAUGCAGCAGUUGUCAAAUGUGAACAAUCUGUACUACAUGUGGCCGUAUUGCCCCUUAACUUUGACCCAGAACUUCAUAGUGCUGUAUACAAAUGCAAAUCAAUGAAGAAAAAUGUGUUAGAGGCACGUCAUUUACCUUGGUGAAUGUAUUUUACACAUAAUGAUGCUUUUCCAUAAUCCUUGCAAAACUUCAAUCCUUAUGGGAUGUAAGAUAGAUAUGUCUACUUAAAAUAAUGGUGUUUCGAAAUGAGUGUAGCCCAAAGCAAAAUACUCUACCCUUACUAAUACCCUUAAGUGCUUUUCUAUCCCCCCCUCAAAGCCGACCUGGAUGACGGACGUAUUGGCAAGUACUAGCAUGAAUU